Molecule: messenger RNA, 384 nt
Organism: Cladophialophora psammophila CBS 110553
Lineage: Eukaryota; Fungi; Ascomycota; Eurotiomycetes; Chaetothyriales; Herpotrichiellaceae
Exons: 1
Coding region: 1-384 (127 amino acids)
Source: RefSeq, a predicted model, not a curated record
AUGUUGGAAAAGCUCCUUUCGCUAUUCAAGAAGAGAGAUUCGGGGAGGAAAUCCUCUCACCCAACGAAACCCCGACGUCCAUCGGACCCUUACAGCGGUCUAAGUGAGGUGGCUGUCCCCCCACCGAUCCAGAAUCGAGACGAGUCCGAAGUCUUUCUCCACCACACGCUGGAAGAGAGCCUCGGACGAAUCUCGCGGGGCCAGGAUAAUGAAGCUGAAAGCGGUGCCAGCGGCGACGUCCUCGUCCGUCAUCAUACGCUCGAGGAGAACAUCAAGCUUGCGAGGGAGCUUUCGCAGGAACUGCGGCGGCAGUCGGACGAGCUGAGGCGGCGUUCUAGCGCGAAUGAACGGAACGCAGAUGGUCAGACGAGCAGUUCUCCUUGA